Myotis myotis is the source of this 3940-nucleotide messenger RNA. RefSeq names its product interleukin 17 receptor E (gene IL17RE). Gene Ontology annotation, molecular function: interleukin-17 receptor activity. The transcript is spliced from 15 exons. NCBI's taxonomy places the organism in Eukaryota, Metazoa, Chordata, Mammalia, Chiroptera, Vespertilionidae. The record is from RefSeq and is a predicted model, not a curated record. The coding region runs from base 1218 to 3362 and encodes 714 amino acids.
UGAGGCAGUGGGGAGGGGGACCGCAAGGGAACUGACCUGUGAGAGGCUGGCAGAAGUGGAGCUCCCAAAGCUGGAGACCUGGACUUUGACCAAAUAACGUUCCUUCCUGCUUGCUUAUCUUUGUGAAAUGAAAACAAUACCCACCUGACUUAUAAUGUAGUUACGAGGAUCAAAUAUGAAAGUACUUCGUGAAAUGUGAAACGGAUAAACUGCUAUCGUAAUUUACAUUUAUUCAAUGACAGCACCUAUUUCAUGACAUCCACCCUAGGCACUGGAGAAACAUGUAGAAUAAGAAAGGGUCUUUAUCUUUUAAGGAACUCAAAAGCUAGAGGGCAUUUUUAGGAUAAUAGGUAGGAUGGAAUCUUCAGACAAUGGACCUGAUGACUUAGAAACUAGAAUUGGCCUAAAGAAAGCUAUGGUCAGUCUACUGAAAGGUGCAGAGUGACAGUAACAAUUUCAAGAUGCCUUAACCCAGUAGGUGUGCCCCAAACUUUCUUUCCACUGUGCGCGUCACCAAGAAGAGGGCUGAAGCAGAUCAAAUGCUCCAUGAGCGGGAGGAAGCUGUGGGAUGAUGGGGAGGGUCCCAACAAAGACUGGAGCCUCGUCAGCAUCAUCAGAAACCACAAGAAACCAGGUCAGUGUGUGGGGCCCGCUCCCUUAGCUCCAGGGCUCUCUGUGGCUUCUUGAGCAGACUGUGCUGAGUAGUGGAUCCUUUGAAGCCAAAGGCCCCUUUGGCAUGGAGCCCUGUGUCCAGAAAAGCUGGAACUGACUAGAGAAAACAGAGCCGUAGUCCUGAGAGUCAGCCAGGUGGGGAACCAGCUGCAUAUGGAGUCAUGUGAUGCUUAUGUGCAGCCUUUAGUGCUUUCUUACUGUUCUGCGCAACUCCAAAUGGUGUGCCAGUCACCUCUGUCUUUGGCAUCCAAUGCAGAGUAGUGUUUAAUAGCUCUGUCAGUUCUCUAAGUGAGGGGAUGAAGCAUAUGUCUAGAGGGGAUCAAAGUCAAGAGCUAGUUAACGGGGCGUGUAGGAUCUAGGGUGUUGCAGGAGUAGGAGGGGUUAAGAAAUGGGUGCAGCCGACCAUUUCCCUAACCCUGUGCUGGCCUCUUUCCUGCUAUUUCUCUGCCAGAGCAGGAGACAUGCCCUCCUUGCCCUCCAGUCGGAGGCAGUAGGGUUUUCUGGGGGGCAAGCAUCCCUCAGUCCCUCUGCUUGGAGGAGAAGGAAUGUGGCUUGGCCUGCUCGUUAGGAUCAAGGAGGAGCUUUGGGGCUGGGCGGGGCAAGGGCAGGCUGAGGCGAGGGUUCCUACUGGCAUUGUGCUCCCUGUUGCUGUACUGCAAAGUCCUGCCACCCACCUUCAGGCCAUGCAGCUAUGUUCUGGGUGCCCUGACCCAACGGAAGUCCAUGGGGCACCCCAGACUGGCAGCCCUGCUCCUGCCUCUCAGCCUGCUGCUCAUUGGCGUCUCUACCUCUGCUGGGAUUGGCUGUCCCUGUCUGCCCCACUGGACUACCUGCCGUCUGCUGGUCUCCCACAUGAAAGAUCUGCCCAUAUUCCUUGCCAUACCCUGCCACAUACCCGGGGUGCUUGGCUCUGGUGCUGCCCCUGCUGUUUGUGCCUGCACCUGGUGUCAACUCCUUCAGACCUUCAACUGAGCUGGUUCCACCGCCUGGUGCAGAAAUCCAAAAAGUCUUACAUGUUCCAGUUCUGUAGGAGACACAAGAUGCCAGCAUCUGUUCAGAGGAAGCUUCUGACUCACUGUUGCCUGUCUGAGAAGGACCAUCAAAUCUCCGUCCCCUCCCCAGACAUCUCCCAAAAUGGGCUGCGCUUCAAAAGGACCCAACCUUCAGAUCCAGAGGCAGUGGAAGGUCUCCCGAGACAGGACUCACAAAGGCAUAAAGGGCCUGAGUUCUCCUUUGACUUGCUGCCUGAGGCACGGGCCAUUCGAGUGAGCAUUCCCUCAGACCCUGAGGUCAGCGUGCGUCUUUGUCACCAGUGGACUCUAGAGUGUGAAGAGCUGAGCAGUCCCUUUGAUGUCCAGAAAACCGUGUCUAGGGGCCACACUGUAGACCUGCCUUAUGAAUUCCUUCUGCCCUGUCUGUGCAUAGAGGCAUCCUACCUGCAAGAGGAUACAGUGAGGCGCAAAAAAUGUCCCUUCCAGAGCUGGCCUGAAGCCUAUGGCUCAGACUUUUGGAAGUCAGUGAACUUUACUGACUACAGCCAGCACAGUCAGAUGGUCAUGGCCCCAACACUCCGCUGCCCACUGAAGCUGGAAGCCUCCCUCUGCCAGAGGCAAGGCGGGAACACCCUCUGUGAAGACCUCCCCAAUGCCACAGCUCGAGAGUCAGAGGGGUGGUAUGUUUUGGAGAAGGUGGACUUGCACCCCCAGCUCUGUUUCAAGUUCUCUUUUGGAAACAGCAGCCACAUUGAAUGUCCCCAUCAGACUGCCCCAUCCUGGAACGUGAGCAUGGACACCCAGGCCCAGCAGCUGAUCCUUCACUUCUCCACAAGGACGCAUGCCACCUUCAGUGCUGCCUGGAGCCACCCAGACAUGGGGCGGGACAGCCUGCUGCCCCCCGUGUACAGCAUCAGCCAGACUCAGGGCUCAAGCCCAGUGACACUAGAGCUCAUCAUUCCCUUCCUGAGGCCAGGGGCCUGUGUUCUGGUGUGGAGGUCAGAUGUCCAGUUUGCCUGGAAGCACCUCUUGUGUCCAGAUGUCUCUAAUAGACACCUGGGACUAUUGAUCCUGGCACUGCUGGCCCUCACCACUCUAUUGGGAGUUGUUUUAGUUCUCAUCCUCCAGCGCCCACUGUCAGGCCCCGGCCAACCGCAUCCUGUGCUGCUUCUGCACGUGGCGGACACAGAGGCGCAGCGGCGCCUGGUGGGAGCGCUGGCUGAACUGCUGCGGGCCACGUUGGGCGGCGAGCGCGACGUGAUCGUGGACCUGUGGGAGGGGACACGCGUGGCGCGUGUGGGCCCGCUGCCGUGGCUGUGGGCGGCGCGGGCGCAGGUGGUGCGGGAGCGGGGCACCGUGCUACUGCUGUGGAGCAGCGCGGGUUCCAGCCCUGCCUGCGCCCCGGAUACCCGCACCGCGCCCCUGCGCGCCCUGCUCCGCGCCGCCCCGCGCCCGCUUCUGCUGCUCGCUUACUUCAGUCGCCUCUGCGCCAAGGGCGACAUCCCCCGGCCACUGCGCGCCCUGCCGCGCUACCGCCUGCUGCGCGACCUGCCUCGCCUGCUGCGGGCGCUGGACGCCAGCCCCGCCACCCAUGCCACUGGCUGGGGCCGCCUGGGUGCUCGGCCGUGCCUGCGGAAUCGCCUGGAACUGUGUCGCCAGCUGGAACGCGAGGCCGCCCAACUUGCCCACCGAGGCUGAUUGGAAUUCCCCAGCAAUCCAGAUGUCUUGGCCACCCAGACACUGGCUGGCACCCAGAAAGAGGCUUCAACCCUGGAAUUCUCAGGGUGCCUCCCGAGGACUACUCCCCAAAGCCUUGUUCCCUGCCUUCCAGCCCAGGAGCGGAGCACCGGACUCGCUCCUGGCCCUUGCACACUUUCGCCAGGCUUCCCCCUGAAGCUUCCCUGCCUCUCAGGACCCCCAGGGAGAGAGUCUCUCUUUCUUGGGGGCUCCUCUGACUCUGAUGUGGGAGGGGCACCUUCCCACUUCCUCUCUCCGAAAUUCCAGAGAGGAGUCUGCACAUGCUCCAGUGAAGGCUGGAGAGGUUGAGGCGGGUGGGGGAGGCAGGAGCUAUGCCUUUCUGAAGGGGGUUGACUCCAGAGAAGUAGGAGAAAUCCCCUUUCUCAGACCCAGGCCUUGCUCAUGUGGAAAAGGAGGGAGGACUGGACCCAGGGAGAAAGGCUGUGGCCCUGGGUGGCCAGGACAAAGGUGGGACAGUGGACACCAAGAUGGAGAAAGAUGAAUAAAGGCAAACGUGAUGGAUAAACGAAGAAACACAA